UUACGUGACGAGAUCCAGAAAGAAAUAAAUAAAACCAUCAGCUGAAAGCUCGUGGCAUUUUCUCAUCCGCCACGACGACGACGACCGAAGCUUUAAAACCAAGUCGCCUUUUAUAUUUAUCUGUUUGUGGAUUCUUUCCUCUUUUAAACACCAAAAAAGAAAGCAUAUAUAUAAACACCCUUAUUUUUUUCUCUCUCUCCCUAUUUGAUGAUUGAGAAGACCGGAUUGCUGAAAUAAUAAUAAUAGUAAUAAUAAUAGUAAUAGUAAUAGUAAUAGUAAUAUUUAAAGUGAACCCAGCUGAGAAUGCCAGCCGCAACUUGUUGUGUUGUUGGUUGUAACAAUCGACAUUCGUCCAGCAAAAAAUUACGAUUUUACCGAAUUCCAAGAGGAAAGUACCAGCGGAGCAAGUUCAUCAAGAAAAUUGGUCUGCCCAGUAAUUGGCUUCCAAAUAAUAGCACCUGGAUCUGUUCGGUGCACUUUAAGUCUGGGAAAAUCAGCAAAAACCGUCAUGAUGUAGAUUAUAUUCCGACACUGCUUGUGGACCCAGCAAGGGACAGUGAGAAAGUGGUGAAGUUCCCAGCCACCAAAUGUUUGUCAAAUUCUGAGUUACUAGAAGGGGCAUUCAGGGAUCACAUUACACAUCUGAUUGAUGAGGCCAGCAUCAUGCUAGAACGCAGAGAACAAGAACACUUGACUCAGUCACUGCUAUUCCAUGAUUACCUUGCCACUAAAACAGUCUCCACGUCUCAUUUACAUCCUGACAAUCCGACUAUGAACCCUUGGAUCACUGUCAACACACUCGAGGAACGAACUCCAAGCAGACUCCCUAAACAUCAUACAGAUGACCGUGGUGUUUAUUUUGGUAACAACACAACACAGAACCAUGGAGAAAAUAAGUCUAAGCCAGAAAUCAAAGAAGAUAACCUUGAGUAAGGCAAAGAAAACAAAACAAAAAUAUAUAGAUAACAAAACAAAACAAAAAAAAGCAAUCUAUUCUUAA
Molecule: messenger RNA, 1000 nt
Organism: Octopus bimaculoides (California two-spot octopus)
Lineage: Eukaryota; Metazoa; Mollusca; Cephalopoda; Octopoda; Octopodidae
Source: RefSeq, a predicted model, not a curated record